ACAACUUCCGUCAUUUUUUAGGUGGUCUUGAUAUAAAAAGCCAUCUUUCUUUUUCUUUCUUUUAUUUUCUCUUCUUUCUUCAAUCAAUUGUAUAAUAAGAAAUGAAGUUCUCUGUUGCUGCCAUUCUCGCCCUUGCUGUCUCUGCUGUCUCUGCUCAAACAAACAUCGUCAGUGUCACCUCUCCCCUUACUGGUACUGUCUACACUGCUGGUAAACCUGCUAUCAUUUCUUGGAUUAAUCCUCAAGUUUCUUCCAUCUCCAAAAUCGUCCUGGCUCAAGGUGAAUCUACCAACCUUCAGCCCGUUAGUACCAUUGCUGAAAAUGUUGAUGCUUCUUCUGGCUCUUACACCUGGAACGUCCCUUCUGAUAUCACUCCUGGCAACAAUUAUGCCUUGGAAUUAGGUACUUCCCCCAAUAUCUCUUACACUGGUAUGUUCACUAUUCAAGCUGGUGAUGGUUCUUCUGCAUCUUCUGCCUCUGCCUCAUCCUCUGCCAGCAACACCAUUGCUAACGGUGCUGCCUCUGCCUCUGUCGUCUCUUCUGCUUCAUCUGCUGCUGCCUCUGUCACCUCUGUUGCUGCCUCUGCUACUUCUGCUGCUGCCUCUGCUUCUCGAUCUGCUGCUUCCUCUGCUUCUUCCGCUGUUGCUUCCGUUGCCUCUUCUGCUUCAUCCUCUGCUGCCGCUGCUGCUACCUCUGCUCAAUCUGCCGGCUUCAAGGUGACUGCCAGUAAGGCCAUCGCUGGUGCUGCCGCCGCUAUCGUUGCUGCUGUUGUUAUGUAAAUGCUCUCCUCUUUAUUUUUUUUUACCCACAUUUUAUUUCUAAUUAUUGUAAUAUCAUUUUUUUUAAUUGGCUACAAAAAAUCAUUUCAUAUUGGUCAAGUUUUAAAAUAAAAUUCAUUAAUCGCUUAAAACUAUUUUCCCCUUUUAUUUAAUCUAAAAACGCACAGACAACAUAAUUACUCUUGUCGCUGUUUAAAAAUCAAUGGGCUUUCACUUGACAGAUCCAUUGUUGCACUAGGUGCAACCAAAAGGGAAUACCAAAUGAAAGAUGCACAAUGGUACUUUUAUGCCAAGAUUUUUUUUAUUGUUUUUUUU
This is a messenger RNA of Rhizopus microsporus ATCC 52813, 1094 nucleotides long. RefSeq lists its product as uncharacterized. The record is from RefSeq and is a predicted model, not a curated record. Bases 102 to 779 code for a protein of 225 amino acids. Lineage: Eukaryota; Fungi; Mucoromycota; Mucoromycetes; Mucorales; Rhizopodaceae. The transcript has 2 exons.